CAAUACUUGUCUCCAUUGCUGUGGAAUUCCUUUGGUACUAUUGCAGCACUAUUGGCGGUUUAACAGCGUAAAAAUCUAAUCAAUUUUUGCAUGGCUGCUUCGGCGGUGGAACGAGCGUCCUUGGUGGCUCUACGGUCAGUUGUGGUCCGAGUCCGGCAAGCGGCGGAGAGGUCUAGUCGAAAGGCGGAGGAGGUUCGAGUUGUGGCAGUUUCUAAAACCAAGCCCGUUUCUCUCAUUCGUCAGGUGUAUGUCGCUGGUCAUCGAUGCUUUGGUGAAAACUACGUCCAGGAGAUUCUCGAGAAAGCUCCUCAGCUUCCUGAAGACAUAGAAUGGCAUUUUGUUGGACAUUUGCAGAGCAACAAAGUGAAAUCUCUUCUGGCUGGAGUUCCUAAUAUCAGCAUGGUUGAGGGUGUGCACAGUGAGAAGAUUGCAAAUCAUCUUGACAAUGCAGUGUCAAGCCUUGCAAGGAAUCCUUUGAAGGUUUUAGUCCAAGUAAAUACCAGUGGAGAACCAUCAAAAUCUGGUGUUGACCCUUCUGGUGUUGUUGAGCUCGCAAAACAUGUCAAAUUGCACUGCCCAAAUCUACUGUUUUCUGGGUUAAUGACAAUCGGGAUGCCGGACUACACAUCAACUCCAGAGAAUUUUAGGACACUGUCAAACUGCAGACUUGAGGUGUGCAAGACACUUGGGCUUACAGAAGAGCAGUGUGAACUUUCAAUGGGCAUGUCUGGUGACUUUGAGCAAGCGAUUGAAAUGGGCAGCACUAAUGUGAGAAUUGGUUCAACUAUUUUUGGACCAAGAGAAUAUGCAAAGAAACAGUGAAAUUAGCUAUUAGGACCGGGAAUCCUCUACUUUGCUGAAUUUUAUGUACAUUUUUAUGCUUGUAUCUUCGAUAAGCCUAGCAAAAAGGCAUGAUCUUUUAUAUCUUAAAAUAUACUCGCUUGAUGAACAUAAUUUAAAGAAUAGAAACAAAACCAGAAAGAAGGGCAGAAUUUAAUUAUGCAACUCAUGCUGCAAAUAAUAUGUAGCUGCAAAAAAAUAAAAAAAAUAAAAGUAUCAAUUUUUUCUUC
Molecule: messenger RNA, 1070 nt
Organism: Humulus lupulus (European hop)
Lineage: Eukaryota; Viridiplantae; Streptophyta; Magnoliopsida; Rosales; Cannabaceae
Exons: 7
Coding region: 91-822 (243 amino acids)
Cellular component (GO): intracellular anatomical structure
Molecular function (GO): pyridoxal phosphate binding
Source: RefSeq, a predicted model, not a curated record